AUGUGCAGACUAGAGCCAUUUCUGAAGAGUUCCCUGGCGGUCCUCCUUUUCCUGGGCCUGGCAGAGGCCUGCAUUCCUCGUGAAGUCAAAAUGGAAGAGAAAAUCAAACUGCUGAAAGGAAUCUUGGGGUUAAUGAACAGACUGUCCCCAGAUGAUUUCAGAAAAAACAUCAUAUCCUCCUCCAAGACGCCUCCCCUGGUAACCACUCCAGACAGGACAGAAGAAGAAAGUAAGUACUAUGAAAGCAUCUUAGGUCUGCUGAGCCUCCAAGUCCUGAAUGAAGAAACAAGUAACUGCCAAGAAGAAGUGAAGCCUUCUCCUGCCACCACCACUGCCAGGACACUUGUGAGGAGCAGUGGAUGGAACUUUCUGAGGUGUGCCUACAUGGUGAUGACGUUCUUGUUCGUGUCCUACAAUAAAGGAGACUGGUGUUACUGCCACUAUUGUAACCCAGACCUGGAUUUGAGAGACGACCCCUGCUGUUCUUUCCAGUGAAGCCACUGUGUUUCACGCAACCCACACAAGCCCUCCAUUCUCCCGAGCACUUCACAUCCC
This is a messenger RNA of Rattus rattus (black rat), 555 nucleotides long. RefSeq names its product epididymal protein 13 (gene Eddm13). The transcript has 13 exons. Lineage: Eukaryota; Metazoa; Chordata; Mammalia; Rodentia; Muridae. The record is from RefSeq and is a predicted model, not a curated record. Bases 1 to 495 code for a protein of 164 amino acids.